AUGGCGAAAAGACUCUUGGGAGUUGUGUACGAAAACACUGUUGCGAAGAAGAUUUACGAGGAUGCCAAGAACCGAGGACAGACGGCAGGAUUACUGGAGCAACACACCCAAGCAAGCGAUGUCUUCAGCACUUCGUUAGGCAAUAUUCCAGCGAGGCAGAAGGUAGUCGUGGAGGUCGAGUAUGUUGGGGAGUUGAAGAUGGAAGGUGGAAAUGUGGUGAAGCUUAUCAUUCCGAACAAAGUCGCACCGAGAUAUGGAAUGCCUGGCCCAGUAUCGACAGAUCUUGAUAUGACCACGAAUGGCGGCAUGAAGAUCACACAGUUGAUGUCCUGA
Messenger RNA from Sclerotinia borealis F-4128, 333 nucleotides. The record is from the annotation of a GenBank genome assembly. NCBI's taxonomy places the organism in Eukaryota, Fungi, Ascomycota, Leotiomycetes, Helotiales, Sclerotiniaceae.